AUGGCGCCCUCGAAAGAAGACCCGGUGUCCGAGGACUCAUAUGCAUCUGAUAGCUCUGAAGAUAAUCAGCACGAUGUCCAAGACCGUGCACCGAAGCGCCGCCGUCUCUCCGAGUCCUCCAACGACUCCUAUGUUGCGCCUGCGCCGCUCCCCACCCUCACCCGUAUCAAGAAGAAGGACGAUACUGUGAAGAAGCCCGAAGCUACAGGCGAGGAGGAACCUGUCACUAUUGCUGAUGCCCUCGAAAUUGGACUUCGCAGCGAGGAGUCUACCUUUGGGGCUUUGAAAGUUUCACCGUGGCUCGUUGGUUCUUUGACGACUAUGGCGAUUCGACGGCCCACGGCUAUUCAAAAGGCGUGUAUCCCUGAGAUCUUGAAGGGUCGGGACUGUAUCGGUGGAAGCCGAACUGGUUCAGGAAAAACAAUGGCUUUUGCGGUUCCUAUCUUGCAGAAGUGGGCGCAAGAUCCGUUUGGAAUCUUUGCUGUGGUAUUGACACCGACGAGAGAGCUUGCACUGCAGAUCUACGAGCAAUUCCAGGCUGUCGGAGCACCGCAGAGCAUGAAGCCCAUUCUCAUUACUGGAGGCACAGAUAUGCGACCCCAGGCGAUCGCUCUGGCACAAAGACCCCACGUCAUCAUUGCAACCCCCGGCCGGCUAGCGGACCACAUCAAGACUUCAGGCGAGGAUACAGUGGCGGGGUUGCGCCGGGUUAAGAUGGUCGUGCUUGAUGAAGCAGACCGACUGCUGGCGAGCGGCCAAGGUAGCAUGCUGCCAGAUGUGGAAACCUGUCUCUCUGCGCUACCUCCCUCAUCAGAGCGCCAAACUCUCCUUUUCACAGCCACUCUGACUGCAGAGGUUCGGGCACUGAAGUCAAUGCCUCGCACUGAGGAUAAGCCCCCCAUCUUCGUGACCGAAGUAUCAACCGAAAACCAAGGAAACAUCCCGCCAACCCUCAAGCAGACCUACUUGAAGGUCCCCAUGACACAUCGUGAAGCCUUCUUGCAUGUGCUUCUAUCCACAGAGGCAAAUGUCUCCAAGCCCGCCAUCAUCUUCUGCAACCACACCAAGACCGCGGAUUUGCUCGAGCGCCUUCUGCGUCGCCUUGGACACCGCGCCACCUCCCUCCACAGUCUCCUUCCUCAGUCGGAGCGUACAUCCAACCUUGCGCGAUUCCGCGCAGCCGCUGCCCGAGUGCUCGUCGCCACAGAUGUCGCAUCGCGUGGUCUGGAUAUCCCAUCCGUUAGCCUAGUCAUCAACUUCGAUGUCCCGCGCAAUCCAGACGACUACGUGCACCGUGUUGGUCGUACUGCUCGUGCCGGUCGAGCCGGUGAGGCCGUCACGCUAGUUGGACAGCGUGAUAUCGAGCUCGUGCUCGCUAUUGAGCAGCGUGUGGGUCGACCUAUGGAAGAGUGGGCCGAGGAAGGCGUCAGCAUCGAGGGCCGUGUUACUCGUACUGGAGUGCUCAAGGAGGUUGGCUCGGCGAAGCGUGAGGCUACGGGUGAGAUUGAAGAGGGUCGUGACGUUCUGGGUCGCAAGCGUAAUAAGUUGAAGAAGGUCCGGUAA
Penicillium cinerascens is the source of this 1563-nucleotide messenger RNA. It is a transcript of the gene dbp8, whose product is annotated as ATP-dependent RNA helicase DBP8. The transcript has 2 exons. NCBI's taxonomy places the organism in Eukaryota, Fungi, Ascomycota, Eurotiomycetes, Eurotiales, Aspergillaceae. Bases 1 to 1563 code for a protein of 520 amino acids. The record is from RefSeq and is a predicted model, not a curated record. Gene Ontology annotation, molecular function: nucleic acid binding; RNA helicase activity; ATP binding.